Osmia lignaria (orchard mason bee) is the source of this 1010-nucleotide messenger RNA. RefSeq lists its product as uncharacterized. Lineage: Eukaryota; Metazoa; Arthropoda; Insecta; Hymenoptera; Megachilidae. The record is from RefSeq and is a predicted model, not a curated record.
AAAGACUAACGCGGUUUCCAAUGAAUAUAAUAUAAAGCUGAUGGAUGCACGUAAUGCGUUUUAACGUUUUGUUAACAUGUCUUAUCGUUAGAAUAUUGCUAUAAUUUGUGAUAAAGGCAUUCUAUAAUUUUCAAAUGGAGCUUGCAAUAAAAAAGGAGGAGCUUCCCUGCAACGAACUCAUGAAAACACUCGAAAGAAAUGUAGCUAUUUUAAAAAUAGAGAAUCAUUAUAAUUUAAAAAUCGGUUAUGAAUUGGAAACUAAGCUCACAUGGUACAAUAAUGUAUCACGUGGCCUCGCGGAUAAACUUGAUUCCCUAUGGAAAUUAGCUGAAGCACACCACUCAUCAGGAAAUGAAAUAAAACAAUUCGCAGAUCAAAUUUCACAUUCAUGGACUUCUGUGAAUCGUCAGAUUUGCGACAAGUAUUCUAAAAUUCAAAUGGCCAGUCGAACGUUACACGGUGUACCAUUAUCAGUUAUUCUUGAUAAAGUAAAGAAGGAAAUUAUCUUAUUAAAAAAAUCGCUUAAAAUUAAUCAAUCUAUUUAUAAUAAAGAAUAUAUCCGAAAAGGAUACCAAUUAAUUACAGAAAGCGAAGAACUUAUACAUAGUUUAAAAAAGUGUGAUAGUAAGUUACAACAGUAUUUGUCUAUAACAAAUAUCACUCCGCAUCUUAUUAAAUUGGAGACUGCAAUAGACAAAUAUGUCACUAAUGUUGAAUUGUUACCUGCACAGAAAUCGUUUUUAUCUGAUUUAAGCAUUUUUUCGUUAGUUAUCAAAUUAUUAACCGGUGAAUUACUAGAUCAUGAAUAUAUUGAUCCUAAUUAUGUUCUAAUGGAAAAUGUUCCGAAGAAACCAGUUUUCAUUAUCAAAAAUACUAAACGUAAAACGAUUAAUUCUUAUUAUCCAACGUAAAAAAGUGUUUAUUCUGCAUAUAUUUAUUCAUUAGUUUAAAAUUUUUACGAUAAACCAUUAUAUUCAGAACAAUACAUGAUUAUUAACAGCAAAUAAAAA